GAUGUCAGAGAGGAGAGGUCAGAAGAAGUCCAUCUUUCUGUCCUCAUUAUUGGUGUGCUGUAUGUUUGCUAGUGCAGAGUAUUCCAAUUGCGGAGAAUACGAAUUCUUCAAUCAAACCAGUAACAGUUGCCAAGCCUGCCCUCAGUGCCAGCCAGGACAAGAGCCGCGUAUGACCUGUGGCUAUGGUGUGAAGGAUGAGGACUUUGCCUGUGUGCCGUGCCCACAAGGGAAAUAUUCCAAAGGGAAGUACGAGAUCUGCAGACGGCAUAAAGACUGUGACGCCCUCUACAAAGCCACUGUUCGUGUGGCAGGCACUCCGGACAGCGACGCUGAGUGUGGACCGUGUUUACCAGGGUAUUACAUGCUGGAAACCAGACCCAGGAACCUCUAUGGGAUGGUCUGCCACUCCUGCCAGAACGCACCACGAAACACCAAAGAAUGUCAAAUGUCAACCAUCGGGCCAAGAGAAAAACCUAUAAGACCCGGUAGCACCACUGUGUUCCCUCAUCCACAUAAAGAUUCCACUGGACAAGGUCACCUAGCAACGGCUCUUAUUAUCGCCAUGUCAACCAUUUUCAUCAUGGCCAUCGCCAUCGUCCUCAUCAUCAUGUUUUAUAUCCUGAAGGCCAAACCGAGUGGCCAGGCCUGUUGUUCCGGACAAGUUGUGAAGGCAGUGGAAGCUCAGACCAGCAAACAGGAAGACAAGAAAGAUGUCCCUGACAAUGUGGUGAUCUACUCAGAGAAAGACGAGUUUGACAAACUAAAAGCUGCUCCUCAGAAGACGGUAAAAAGUGAAAAUGAUGCGUCAUCAGAGAAUGAGCAGCUGUUAAGCCGUAGCAUGGACAGCGAUGAGGAGGCUGGGUCUGAUAAGCAAGGAUCAGCCGAAACCAACAACCCCAACCCGUGCCUUGUCAACCUGGGGAACAAGCCUGACCUCUGCCUGCUCUCACUGGGCCUCUUAGAGCGCGAACGUGCCUGCAACGCAUCCCCCACCACUGCAGCCGGACAGGCCAACAACUUCCAGAGUCCCAACCACAUCGCCAAUGUUAACCACUUCGCCAACUCUAACCACAUCAGCAGUGUAAAUGCAGUCAACAACAACAAUAAGACCCCGGGGAUUCUACAAAGUCGAAGGAAAAAGAUCCUGGAUCUGUAUGCUAGAGCCUGCAAUGUAACAGAGGGCCUGAGCCCCACAGAGCUUCCCUUCGACUGUCUGGAGAAGACCAGCCGCAUGCUGAGCUCCUCCUACAGCAGCGAGGCGGCCGUGGUGAAGACGUGGAGGCACCUGGCUGAGAGCUUUGGGCUAAAGCGCGACGAGAUCGGUGGCAUGAGUGAUGGCCUGCAGCUCUUUGAGAGAGUGAGCACGGCGGGCUACAGCAUCCCUGACCUCCUGACAAGGCUGGUACAAAUCGAGAGGCUGGACGCCGUUGAGUCGCUCUGCUCGGAUGUGCUGGGCAGUGGUGAGAUGGCGGCGGCUGCCGGUCGACAAGGCAACAGCAGUUUUCACAGCCAAUUGGUCUGUUCAUCCCCAUGCCCAUCUCCAUCUCAGCGCUGUGCCAGCGUCUAAAUAUGUGGUGGAACAGAGACUUGAAAGACUUGGAUGCCUUACAGUAUACACGAUGUAAGGACAGAUACUGCCAAGGAGGACAGCCAAUAUAUACAGUACACACCUUACCCCCAUCACAUGAAGAAUGUCAGCUAGAGCUCCCCAUGUACAAUCCUUUCUUUACUAUCAUGGGUUUUCUCUGUCAGGAAGCUAGUAAUUUAAAAUACUUCAU
Messenger RNA from Plectropomus leopardus (leopard coralgrouper), 1778 nucleotides. It is a transcript of the gene edar, whose product is annotated as ectodysplasin A receptor. Lineage: Eukaryota; Metazoa; Chordata; Actinopteri; Perciformes; Serranidae. Gene Ontology annotation, molecular function: signaling receptor activity. The record is from RefSeq and is a predicted model, not a curated record. Gene Ontology annotation, cellular component: plasma membrane. Gene Ontology annotation, biological process: positive regulation of canonical NF-kappaB signal transduction; positive regulation of JNK cascade.